CACGAGGUAGAUGCUGAAUAAACUCUGGUUGCUUUACAUGGUGUGAAUCAGGGGCCAGGGGGACUCACUGUGUGGCCUGACUUGGGCGUGAUGCCCCUUCUCUCCCUCGCAGGACAAUGCCAUCCUCCGUCACGUGGGGCCUCCUCCUGCUGGCAGGCCUGUGCUGCCUGGCCCCUGCCUCCCUGGCUGAUAGUCUCCAUGGAGUCGCUGUCCACAAGAUCACACCGGAACUGGCCAACUUCGCCUUCAGCCUGUACCGUCAGGUGGCCCAUCAGUCCAACUCUACCAACAUCUUCUUCUCCCCAGUGAGCAUCGCUACAGCCUUUGCCAUGCUCUCCCUGGGGGCCAAGGGCGACACUCACACCCAGAUCCUGGAGGGAUUACAUUUCAAUUUGAAGAAGGUACCUGAGGCUGACAUCCACACAGGCUUACAGCAUCUCCUCCACACCCUCACUGAGCCAGACAGACAGUUGCAGCUGAUCACUGCCAACAUCUUGUUUGUCAAUGAGAGUGUGAAGCUGGUGGAUAAGUUUUUGGAAGAUGUCGGGAAGCUGUACCACACAGAUGUCUUCUCCAUCAACUUCAGAGACACCAAGGCCAAUACACAGGUCAAUGAUUACAUAGAGAUGAAAAGCCAAGAAAAAAUUGUAGAUCUGGUCCAAGAGCUUGACAAAGACACAACUCUUGCUCUGGCGAAUUACAUCUUCUUUCAAGGCCAGUGGAAGGUUAAAUUCGAGGCUGAGGGCUUUGUAGCAGAAGACUUCCACGUGGACAAGAAGACCACGAUAAGGGUGCCCAUGACCCACCGUUUGGGCAGGUUUGACCUGCUGCACGACAAGGCGCUCUCCUCCUGGGUGCUGCUACAGCACUACAGGGGCCAAAUGCCCGCCUUCCUGAUCCUGCCCGACGAGGGGAAGAUGCAGUACCUGGAGGCCAAGGUCUGCCAGAAGCACCUGGCCAGGAUCUUCAAAAACAUCGACAUACGGUCUGCCACUCUGAGUAUGCCCAAACUGUCCAUUUCUGGAACCUACGAUCUGGAAACCAUCCUGGGUGAAGGCGGCAUCACCAAGGUCUAUGAGCUCUCGGGGAUCAGCGAGGGAGUUCCCCUGAAGCUGUCCAAGGCGCUGCACAAGGCUGUGCUGACCAUCGAUGAGAGUGGGCAUGACCAUUCUGGUGCCAUGCCUUCGGAAGAGCGUCACAGGUUUAAGCAUCUGACCAUCAAGUUCAACAGGCCCUUCUUAGUCAUCAUCAUGGAUGAAAAUGCCAACAUGCCUCUCUUCAUGGGAAAGAUGGUAAAUCCCAUGUAAAAGUAACUGCCUCUCUGGGUUCAGCCCUUCACUCCCAAGCCAAGCUCCCUCCCUUGGUGAUAUUAAAGAAUGGAUAAACUGGC
This is a messenger RNA of Myotis brandtii (Brandt's bat), 1390 nucleotides long. Its product is annotated as alpha-1-antitrypsin-like. The record is from RefSeq and is a predicted model, not a curated record. Gene Ontology annotation, molecular function: serine-type endopeptidase inhibitor activity. Gene Ontology annotation, biological process: negative regulation of endopeptidase activity. NCBI's taxonomy places the organism in Eukaryota, Metazoa, Chordata, Mammalia, Chiroptera, Vespertilionidae.